This is a messenger RNA of Nelumbo nucifera (sacred lotus), 363 nucleotides long. Lineage: Eukaryota; Viridiplantae; Streptophyta; Magnoliopsida; Proteales; Nelumbonaceae. The record is from RefSeq and is a predicted model, not a curated record.
AUGGCAAGGCUUUUGCCGUGCCUAGUGUAUACUUUGGCUUUUUGCUUGUUAGCCAUCAAUGUAGCGGCAGACGAUGACAAGCCUUAUGUUUAUGCUUCUCCACCUCCACAACAGGUGUAUCGAUAUCAUUAUAAGUCACCACCACCGCCCCCGCCUGCAUAUUACUACAAGUCACCACCACCGCCACCAUCCCCAUCUCCACCUCCUCCAUAUUACUACAAGUCCCCACCUCCCCCAUCCCCAUCCCCACCCCCAUCAUAUCAUUACAAAUCCCCUCCACCACCUUCUCCAUCUCCUCCUCUUCCUCCUCCAUACUAUUAUAAAUCACCACCACCACCAUCAUUAUCUCCACCGCCCCCUUAG